Messenger RNA from Microthlaspi erraticum, 603 nucleotides. Lineage: Eukaryota; Viridiplantae; Streptophyta; Magnoliopsida; Brassicales; Brassicaceae. The record is from the annotation of a GenBank genome assembly.
AUGCUGGCUACUUGUCUGAUCCGCAUAAAGCUCGAUCGCAAACCGGUUAUGUUUUCACAUACGGUGGAACCGCGAUCUCUGGCGUUCCCAAAAACAAACAUUGGUUGCAACGUCUUCAAAUUAUGCGGAAAUCAUUGCUCUCAUGAAGCAUGCAGAGAGUGUGUAUGGUUGAGAUCUUUGAUCCAACAUAUACAAGAAGCCAGCGGAGUAUCUACAAAGAAAGAGCCAACAACCAUAUACGAAGACAAUUCUGCAUGUGUCACUCAACUCAAAGAAGGCUACAUCAAGAGCGACAGGACAAAACACAUCCCUCCAAGAUUUUUCUCCUACACUCAAGAACUCGAGAAGAAUCAAGAAGUGGAUAUUCAGUAUGUUCGCUCAAGUGACAAUGCAGCUGAUCUCUUCACAAAGGCGCUUCCUACAACAGUGUUCAAGAAGCAUGUUCAAGUAUUGGAAUGCGUCGUCUACAAGAUUUGUGAAGAGAAGACUAUAUCUAUUUUCAGGGGGAGUUUGUGUUGCGGUACUCUUUUUCCUUUUCAUGGUUUUUAUCCCAUUGGGUUUUUCCAUGUUAAGGUUUUAAAGAGGCCGUACGCAACUUCAUAA